AGUAUUUUAUGCUCCUCAACUUUUCCGUUCCUGUGCUCCAAUACGCGGAAUAUUCCCGGAAUAUUAGGCCAAUCAGCGUUCGUGUAAAACUGGGGAAACUACCUACCGUAUAUACGGUACCUGUACCUACGCUGCGCUGCGCUGCAUGCACUGUACUGCGCUGCCUAGCUAGCUAGCUAGCUAGCUAUGAAUUACCUAUCCUGCGGCUGCGCUUGCUCGAUCGUAUAGUGCUCCAGUCUCUGCAGACUUCUGCUCUGGUGAAGGAUAUUCUUCAUGAUGGAUAUUUACCUGGUGGUUGUUGGAUUCAUCCUUCAUCUAAUCCUAUUCGCUUCCAUCUUUGACAUCUAUUUCACCUCUCCCCUUGUCCAUGGUAUGUCUCCUCACUCCACACCACAUGAACCUCCAGCCAAACGUCUUGUUCUCUUUGUCGGUGAUGGUCUCAGAGCUGAUAAGUUUUAUGAACUCAAAGAAGAUGGAACCAGCAGAGCACCAUAUCUCAGGAGUAUCUUGCGGAGUAAAGGUGCAUGGGGUGUCUCUCAUACACGCGUUCCGACCGAGUCUAGGCCGGGUCAUGUUGCUAUCAUAGCAGGCUUCUAUGAAGAUGUCAGUGCCGUUACUAAAGGUUGGCAAGAAAAUCCAGUUGAGUUUGAUUCUGUAUUCAAUGAAAGUAGAUUUACUUGGUCAUGGGGAAGUCCAGAUAUACUGCCAAUGUUUGCUAAAGGAGCCUCUGGAGAUCAUGUUUUCAUCCAUACCUACCCACCUGAGAGUGAAGAUUUUGCUGAUUCUGAUGCUUCCAAAUUAGAUACAUGGGUCUUCGAUAAAGUUAAGGAAUUCCUCACCGAAUCCAAAGAAGACCCUUCUCUGAGAUCCAAACUCAACUCCAAUCGUGUCAUUCUCUUCCUUCAUCUGCUUGGUAUUGAUACCAAUGGCCAUGCCCACAAACCGUACUCAACAGAAUACCUAGAGAACAUUGCCUUAGUAGAUUCAGGGAUAAAGGAGAUUGUAGGUCUGCUUGAAGAUACCUUUGAUCAUGACGGAAAGACUGCAUACCUCUUAACAUCUGAUCAUGGCAUGACUGAUUGGGGAUCUCAUGGAGCAAGUCACCCAGAUGAGACCCUUACACCUCUCCUAGCCUGGGGUGCUGGUAUCAGAGAUGCAAGAUAUGCUACAGAUCAACAUUUUCAAGACACUUUCUUGCAAGAUUGGGAUCUUGAAGAUGUAGAACGCCAUGAUGUCAACCAAGCCGACAUAGCCCCUUUGAUGUCGUCUUUGAUAGGUGUACCAUUCCCUCUCAACUCAGUAGGUGUACUACCAUUAGACUACCUCAAUGGAACAGAGGAAUAUAAGGCUAGAUCACUACUCACCAACGCUAAACAGAUUAUAGCACAGUAUGAGGUGAAGGAGAAUCAGAAGUUUGAUACCACCUUGAGAGCUCUCUUCAGGCCCUUCAAGCCUCUUAGCUCAGGUCAAAAAGAGCUUCUAUUCAAGAAUAUUCAUAGUCUCAUGAUGAGGUCUCAAUUCAAACAAGCAAUAACUGAGACAGAGAAGCUGAUAUCCUUAGGGCUAGAUGGCUUGGGGUAUUACCAGACUUAUGAUAGAUUCUUCCUGGGAUCUAGCGUGACUUUGAGCUACCUUGGAUGGAUGGCUUACAUUCUUCAUAUCCUUCUCAUGUACCACACCAACCUCACCAAGCCCACCAAGCCUUGUAACCAUGGUAACACUCAUCCUGCUCUACUGCCUGCAUUCUGUCUGAUAGCUGGAUUGAUCGUCGUCCUGCUAGCUUUACAAUCAUCCCCUGUUAAUUACUACAUCUAUGCUCUUACACCGGUCCCUCUUUGGUAUGCAGUCAUCAACAGGUGGGAAGUAUUCUAUAGGUCUCUCAUCCACAUCGCCACCAGGCAUUCCUCGCUGGAGAUUGCAGGAUACGGGAUACUGGGUGUGGUUGCCAUAGAAACACUGGUACUGAGUCUCUUCUACCGGAUGGUGAUCUCUGUCGGGCUGAUGGGCGUGGCUCUUUGGCCCCUGUGCAGUGGAGUCAAACACAAGAACAAGCUGUAUGGUGCUGGUUGGUUGAUGUCCUGUCUUGUUUUGGCUAUCUUUCCAAUGUUACCUGUCGUUGGGAGGGAUCCAAACAUACCUCUUGUGGUACUAGCUGGAAUACUGUCAGCAAUCAGCGCAUAUAUCUUGUUCAGACAUCUCUUAAGACAGCAGUCAUCAACAUCAAUUAAUCCUCUCUUAACAUGGCUACAGAUUGCUUUCCUUCUAAUAUCAGUCAUGGUGGUCUACAUCACAUGGAUACGUAUCACCAACAAAGAGGGCGUCCCACUUCCAAACAAGAUAUUUAGCUGGACAAUGCUAUUGGCUGCGUUUGUUUUACCAUCGUUUAGCAGUGUGAUGAUUGGUCAUCGUUUAUUGGGCGUGGCCCUCUCGCUGUCGACAGUUUACAUGCUCCUCAGUACCUCACAUGAAGGUUUGUUUUGUUUAUGUUUGUGUUAUGUAAUGUUCUUCUGGAUCCUAUGUGAAUCUAAUCUCAAUCAGCAGGUGACUCAUAAGAUCCACCAAGUAUCUUUUAAUGAAGAGGCUAACCUUGAGAAGUCUCCACCUAGAAAGCUAGCUAUGACUGAUCUACGCUGUGCCUGGAUCUUUGUCUUCUUCAUCCUUACUGCUUUCUUUGGAACAGGCAACAUAGCCAGUAUAAACAGCUUUGAUCCAUCAGCAGUGUAUUGUUUCCUGACAGUUUUCAAUCCAUUCAUCAUGGGAUCAUUACUUCUUAUGAAGAAUGUGAUCUUGUUCCUACUAGUAGCAUGUGCCUUCCAAGCUAUACAUAUACUACUACGGCUACCUACAUCCUCACUCUAUCUCGUCGUUCUGCUCCUCUCUGACGCGAUGGCAUUACAUUUCUUCUUUCUGGUCAGGGACUCGGGCAGCUGGUUGGAGAUAGGGACGAGUAUAAGUCACUAUGUAAUAGUGAUGUCUAUGAUUCUCUUCAUCAUGCUACUCCUGCUCCUAGCCAGGCUCAUCACUACAUUGUCAUGGAAACGAUCUUCCAAGAAACAUCACACCAGGUGAAUGACAAACAUCCUCAAUGAAAUGUAUUCUAGUUCAGAAACAUUUGAUGCUGCAAGAGCGCUGCUGUAAAUCAUGGAAAUCCAAAUAUUUCAUGCAACUGUAGUCUAUCAUUCAGACUAGGGUGCUACGAUUGUUUAAUUCCAAGCUUAGAGUUAAGGUUUGGUGUAUUGUCGAGUCAAAGUUUGACUCGAAGCUUGAAACAUCUGCUAUUACAAACUAGACAUUUUGCAAUUUUCCUUAUUUAUGUUAUGUUACUAUCACUGAAAUUACUCUUCGGGUAUAUUGCAAUAUCACAAGCAAGGGAAAUGUGUGUAAUCACAAGAUAUUGUGUACGUUAUGUUCCUACCUGAUAGUAAUUUGAUUGUUUUCACAUAAAAUAUUAUUUAUGUUUUGUCCUUUCAGAAGUGCCAGUAAUAGCUUAGUAUAUACAUUUUUUUGAUAUGUGAUGCUAAGCUCUCGAUUAGUGGUACCUCAUGCUCAGUUAUUGACAGUCUAGUACUUAAGUUGAGAUGUUAGGUAUAUUCUGGUGGCAAUUCUGUUUUGUUGAUGCAGGAAAAGUUUCAAACUGGUUUUGGAACUUCUGGAAAUUAUUCUAGUUUAAAGGAGAAUGAAACUCUUGGAGCAAGUUAGCUUUUGUGAAAGCAGAAAAAUAAAAGAAUAAGAUCAACAAAAGUUUGAGUAAAAUAGGACUAGCAAUAGAAGAGUUAUGAGCAUUUGAAUGUCGAGAUCACUAAUGCUAUGGAGAUCCUCCCAUUGGCAAUGCGACCAAGAUCUAUGAUGUCACAGAUGAACAACUCUCCCCUUUUGGACACUGAAAAUAUACCACAAAACAUCUCUUUUUGCUCAUUCUAAUCAUAUGACAAACGAUUCAUCAAUGAUAUAAUGUUGUGAAACCUCUGUACUUGUCCUCUCAUAAAGAGAACACCUCACCUUGUGAUAGACUAUAAAAAUGAGAAUAUAAGUGAAAUAAGUACUAAAGUAAUGAGGGAGUUGUACGUGUGUGACAUCACAGAUCUUGGUCGCAUUGCCAAUGGGAGGAUCUACAUGGCAUUAGUGAUCUCAAUAUUCAAAUGCUCAUAACUUUCUUAUUAUUCAUUCAAUCUUCCUCAAACUUUCAACAAUAUGUUUCUUUGAUUUUUCUCUUUGAUAUGGAUUCAGCUGGUUUCAAGGGUUUCAUUCUCCUUUAAGGAACACUACUUGAUAAAGACCAAAAAACCUGAAGGAAAUAUAUUUCAAUUAUUUAGUUAUAGAAAAUAGUUACUUGUCAAAAAAGAUGUAUUCUAAUGUAUGUGUUUGCCUGUAUGUUUUUCAGUCAAGAUGUCUUGUGAAAAAAAUUAUGGUACAACAGCUUAUAUAUUCAUGAUACAUCAUUUACAAUACAUUCCAGUUAAAACUCUUUCGGCAUUGUACCGUGAUUAACCAAAGCACAAUGUAAUGUUAUUAUAACAAAAAGACUCUGAAUCCCAGAGUAAUGGAGACUAGUGACUGGAAUAAGUCUUUCAUUUGUAUUGAUUUGGCUUUCAACAGUAUUUAUACCAAGCAUAUGUGCAGUGGUUAAAAGUUGUGCUCUAGGUGGUUAAAGUUUUUAUUUCUGUUGUAUUUGUUUAGUAAUUUAUCCACCCACCCAUCUUUCCUUAUAUCACUUUUCAUUUACUAAAAUGUCAAGUUACUAGUAAUAGAUUGCAACUUGUAUUGCAUUUCGUAAUUAAAUCUAAUAAGUCAAUUCAGUAUGGUAGUAUGGUGCUGAUCAUGUUAUAAUUCAUUGUUAAUUCAAUUAUGAUAAAUAGCAAUAAAAAUACAUGAUGAUGAAAAUGUGUAGACCUGAUAAAUAUUUUUCAAGCAUUUGUCCUUUUGAUAAUAUUACCAUGCUAGCUUACAUUCAAGAAUGUUAGCCUAUCAUAUAUAUAUAUAAAGUUUAUGAUACGGAAUGUGGAAGCAUUAGUGAAAUAGUAUCUUCAUUUAUUUGUCCGAAUAUGAUCUAUGUACCUUAAGUUUAUUGACACCUCAAGAAGUCCAGAUUUCUAAAGAGCUUCAUUGUCAGUAAAGGGGAGGGGGAGGGUAGUAAAAUGUAAGAGAGGACAACUUCUGCGUCAUCUAUCAGUAAUAAGUGAAUUCUCCUGUUCAAAAUAACCUGUUAUUUUUUUUAUCACACCUUAGCUUAUGAAUGCAGAAAGAAAUAAGGAAUUAAUCCGUGAUGUAUUCAAAAUAUUGUUUAUAUGCAAAGAGAUACAAUAUAUCCUGGAUUCAAUUGAAAUGUGAGUAAAGGUAUAUUUUUAGGUCUUGUAAAGAUGGGUUUCCAAGAAAUAAAGUUUCUCUUUGUCAUCUUGAACCUCAUUGUAUAGUUGAUUGAUUAGAGGUUUUUAAAGACUUUGGGGUUUUAUAUGAUUUUAGUCAAUUGAAAGACUGAAAGCAUGUAACAAUUGGCUGCUGUUAGUGUGGUGCAGAUAGUCUGAUGUAUAGGGGAUUGUUACAAUGGCUAGAGCCAUUACAAUAACCACAAAUCACUUUGAAUUGUUGAUUUGUUUUUUUUUUGUUGACAAGGAGGGGAAAGACUCUCAAUGACAAUAACUCCUUUCUUACCUCAAUAAUAUCAUAAGUAUCAUUCAGUGGUGUUUGUUUUCCACAUGAAGUCGAAGUUAUUGUCAAUUUAUACAAGAUUUCUGAAAAAAAAGUUAGCUUUUGAAAUUGACUGAAUGAUAAAUUGGACAUUGGGUAAUGAGAUAGUAGUUCCAUCAGGUUUGUAACCUACUAUUUCAGUCUCAUCACCUUGGAGAGAGAAUGUAUUUACAUAUUCCAAUGUGCCUUAUAUCAUGAAUUGCUUCUGUCAGUUUAAGUUAUGACCAAGAAUUUUAAAUGUGAUGAAAUUCUUGGCAUCGUGUUGUACGAUUAAAUAGCAUUUUUUAUAUUCCA
Molecule: messenger RNA, 5979 nt
Organism: Lytechinus pictus (painted urchin)
Lineage: Eukaryota; Metazoa; Echinodermata; Echinoidea; Temnopleuroida; Toxopneustidae
Product: GPI ethanolamine phosphate transferase 1-like
Exons: 19
Coding region: 274-3069 (931 amino acids)
Biological process (GO): GPI anchor biosynthetic process
Cellular component (GO): endoplasmic reticulum membrane
Molecular function (GO): mannose-ethanolamine phosphotransferase activity
Source: RefSeq, a predicted model, not a curated record